Messenger RNA from Rotaria sordida, 2040 nucleotides. NCBI's taxonomy places the organism in Eukaryota, Metazoa, Rotifera, Eurotatoria, Philodinida, Philodinidae. The record is from the annotation of a GenBank genome assembly.
AUGUCAUCGAAUUCAAAAUCAUCUGAGUAUAAAAAUCAAACAAAUAAAACUUUAUUUCAAUUUGAUCGUGGUCCUAUACAAAUUUUAAAUUCUUUUUCAACAUUAACACAAUCAGAAGUAAUAUAUCUUCAAUUACUUUUUUCUGCUUUACUUGAAAUACUCUCAUUAAAUUUAACAAAUAAUGAUCCAAUUAAAUCUCGUCUUUUAUUGCCAAUACUUCUUAAUCUUCUUCAAAGAAGUAAAAUACUUCCAUCAUCAAUGAGUUCAUCAACAUUAUCAAUUCGACAAUUAAAACUUUUUCAAGAUUAUGUACAUAAUUUACAAGAGAUUAUUCAAACAGGAUUAAAUCUUAUUCAAAGACAUUCAACAUCGUCAGAUAGAUCGACUAUUACUAAUCUUUUAGGAAAUAGUUUUGAAAAAACUUUAAUUUCAUCACCAUCAUCAUUACCAUCAAAUAUUAGUAUUGAUAUUCCUCAACAAGAUAUUCAAUUAAAAAUACCAUUACCUUUAAUAAUGAAAGAAACUAUAUCACCAAAUAGUUUUGAUAAUAAUAUUGUUGUUUUUCGUUAUGUUCAAGAUUUUUAUGAACUUCAUAAAUUAGGCAAAGGUGCUUUUGGUUCUGUAUUUUGUGCAAAAAAUCAUUUAGAUGAUCGUAGGUAUGCUAUAAAAAAAAUUGUUUUUAAUGGACAUACAGAUCGUACUCGACGUCAAGCACAACGUGCUUUACGUGAAGUACGAGUUCUUGCAGCAUUAAAUCAUCCAAAUAUAGUACAAUAUCAUUGUGCUUGGCUCGAAUUAGUACCUAUUGACACUCCUACACAUCAAAUAUCAUCGUCAUUAUCACCACCAUCACCACAAAUAAAAAAACCUAUUCCUCAAGUUCAACAAUUUGAUUCUACUGAUGAAUUAAUUGAAUUUAAAGGACAAUCUUCAUCAUCACCACAAAAUAAAAAAGAAAAAGAUGAAGUAAAAUCACCACAAAAAAAUUCAACAACAUCAAUAGAUUGUGAUGAAGAUGAAAGAGAGCCUUCAGUAUUUGGAGUUAAUGAUAAGGAUACUGUUGUACAAAUUCAACAACAAUAUCAUUCUGAUGGUGAUCAUCGUUUAUUAUCUCAUUCAAAAAAUUCUCUUGAACAUAUAAAUUCUCAUUAUGAAACAUUAUCAAAUGAAAAACUCUUAAAUAAAGAAUUAAUUCCACUUCAUACACGAAAUCACUAUAUUCGUCCAAUAAUUCAACCAAAAUAUAUUAAUUCUAAAUUAGUACUUUUUAUUCAAAUGCAAUUAUGUGAUACAACAUUACAUGAUUGGUUACGUCAUCGUGAUCAUAUAAUUAUUGAAGAAACAUCUGAUGAAAAGAAGAUUAUGUUUUACACAUUAAAUGAUUUAGGUCAACAACAAUGUUGGCAUAUUUUUAAACAAAUUUUAGCUGCUAUUCAAUAUCUUCAUUCACAAUCAUUUGUUCAUCGUGAUAUAAAACCACGAAAUAUUUUUCUUUCAUGCGAUUCAAAAGAUAGUUCAUCUAUUCAUGUUAAAUUAGGUGAUUUUGGUUUAGCUACUUUACUUGAUUCCGAAUCUACGUCUGAUUCAUUUGAACAAUUUAAAUGUGAUGAUUCAUCUGGUGUUGGUACAGCUUUAUAUGCACCACCUGAACAACUUAAUUCAAAUCAAUGUAUUGCAACAACUAAAUCAGAUUCAUAUAGUUUAGGAAUUGUUCUUUUUGAAUUAUUUAAUAUAUUUCUAACUGAAAUGGAACGAUAUCAUUGUUUAAAUGAUUUACGUAUAAAUAUGAAAGUUGAAGAGCAAUUUUCAAAAUAUUAUCCACAUGAAACAAAUAUUAUUGAACAAUUAAUAUCAAUUGAAAGUGAUAAACGACCAACUGUUGAACAAAUAUUAACAAUAUAUAGAAAAGAAAUUCAGCAAAAAAUGAAAAAACCAAAUAAUACAAAACAAAUGGUUAUUGAUGAGUUGAAAGAAGAAUUAUGUGAUAAAAAUAAAAGAAUUCAACAAUUAGAACUUGAAUUAGAAAAAAAUAAAUCAUAG